CGCGCCGCGCAUGCGUUCCUCUCAAAAGCUUCGCGCGCGCGCGCCUCAGGCCACGCCCUACGUACGAGCGUGGCGACGCCCCCCCACUUCCGGUGCAGCCGUCCCCGCCGCCGCCAUGUUCCUGCAGUGCUACUGCGAUGAGCGCGGGCAGCGCGUGUACACGUUAAAGCCCCCCCCCCCCGUUCCCGGAUGGCGGCGGUGCGCUUCGUGGUCACGCCCAGCCGCGGGGCCGACGCGUCGGAGUCCAGCCCGGAGCCGCCGUCCGCCUCCAGCUCCCGCCCGCCGCCGUCGGACAGCUCCCCGAGCCCCAGCGAGACGUCGGCGCCGCCGCGCGGUGAGCGCCAUCUUGGCGGCGGGGGGUAUAUAUAGAGGUGGGGGGGGGGCGUGGCCUCGCUCACCGCUCCCCUCAGGCCCCGCCCCCCCGCGGCCGAGCCCCGCCCCUCCCGCCGGCCCCGCCCCCUGUGACCGCAACCUGGCGCUCUUCGAGGAUGAGCUGGCCACCCGCCCCCGCGUGCCCGCCCUGCUGCGCCGCAUCGCGUACAGCAGCCUCAGCCCCGGCAGCGAGGACGGGCAGCCCCCGGUGAGGGCGUCUGGGGGGCGGGGGGGUCCUCGGGUGCCCCCAGUGCAGGGUCUCGAGGGCGCGGGGGGGGUCCGGGGGGUCCCCAGAUGUCCCCGAGGGGUUCCCCGAGCGAUGGGUGAGGAUCCAGGGGACGGCGAUGGGGGAUGCAGGGGAUAAGGGGGGUCUGCGGGGUCCCCAGGGGGGUCCCCAGGUGUCCCCGAGGUGUUCUCUGAGGGGUCCCAAAGGGCUCUGGGUGACGGGGGAUGGUCACGAAGCGGCUACGAGGGUCCCCAAAGAUCCGGAGGGGUUCCAAAGUGAUUGGGCGAGGGGAGGGGGGGUCACCCAGUGUUCCCGGUUGUCCUCCAAUGGGUCCCCAGGGGUCGUGGGGGGGGUCCCCAGGCGGGAGGAGGAAACCGGGGCACAACAGGUUCCCCCCCCGUGGGGACACCGGGCCUCCCCCUGACGCGCUGCCGGCAGCGCCGGGCGCUGGGGACGCUGCGGGGGGUGGCAGCCCCCUCCCUGCAGACGCUGCUGGGGCUGCUGCUGGUGCUGCGGCUGCCCUGGGUGGUGGGCGCCGGGGGGGUGCUGCAGGCCUGCGUCGUCGGGGUGCUGCUGGGAGCCU
Molecule: messenger RNA, 1181 nt
Organism: Numida meleagris (helmeted guineafowl)
Lineage: Eukaryota; Metazoa; Chordata; Aves; Galliformes; Numididae
Product: translation initiation factor IF-2-like
Exons: 3
Coding region: 11-736 (241 amino acids)
Source: RefSeq, a predicted model, not a curated record